Prorocentrum cordatum is the source of this 1774-nucleotide messenger RNA. NCBI's taxonomy places the organism in Eukaryota, Dinophyceae, Prorocentrales, Prorocentraceae. The record is from the annotation of a GenBank genome assembly.
GGCCGGCGGAAGCAGAAGUCGGCCUCCCAAGAGAUGGCAACGUCUUCUGGUUCAGGGUUUCCGGAACCCGCCGCCUGCCUAGCAGUAAAAGCCAGUUUGGUUCAGGCGGUCAUAGUAGAGGAAGCUCUGCGGCGGCACCACCAGCAUGUUCGUGCCAACCAGCUAUGAGCUCGGCAUCGUCAUGGCUCUGUGCGCGCUGUGUUGCUGGGGGAGCUGGAGCGUCACCCUCGUACUGUCUGCAGGUCUGAUGCCGUUCCAGCUAUACUAUGCGGAUUUCGCGUUGUCUUUUUUGUUCACUGGAUUCGUCGUCAGUUAUCUGGGUGGGCAAUUCGGCUCGGGUGGCGAGGAGUACGGCUUCACGGAAUCAUACACCGAGGAAAUACUUGGCGGCAGUGCCGUGUGUCACAUUGCAGGAGCGUUCGCGGGUGUAGUCUGGAACACUGCAAAUGUUAUGCUUUGUAAAGGUAUUGCGAUGAUGGGUAACGCCAUUGGGUUUCCUUUGUGUGUUGGGGUCGCGAUGGUUAGCGGCGCCGUCAUCGGCUACGUGAGAGAAAGAGAAGGCGACCUCAGGUUCCUCAUCCCUGGCCUCGGAUUUGCGUUGUGUGGGGUCUUCAUGGUCGGGCUUCUCUCCUAUCGAAAAGAGGGCGAGCUUGAACCUGCACUCGUUGAUGACGUGAAGAGGCCAGCACUCGAUGAUGACAGUGAUGAGACAGACUCGGUUCCCGAGCCAGGGCUUUUCCGGAAGUUUAUGGUGUGCUCCAUUGGCGGUUUGCUGCUGGGCCUCUCCAACAUCUGGGUGAGCAAAGCGACUGGUCCAGGUUGUGACUUGUCACCGUACGCCAACCAGACAUGUUUUGCUGUGGGCGUCUUCGUGUCCUCGAUUGUGCUCGUGCCACUUAUCACGUGCGUUCCCCUAGAAGGUGGGGAAGGAGACGACCUUUGUGAGGUGGCUGGAGGCUACGCGGAGGUUGGGUGGCGAGGGCACGCCAUGGGUCUACUGGGCGGCCUCAUCUUAUGCGCUGGCUUCUUCUUUUUCAACCUGGGGAUCAAGCCGCUUGGGCUCACGAUCACCUACUGCAUCGGCCAGUCGGCCCCGCUGGUCGGCAUCUUGUGGGGCACGUUUUUCUUCCGGGAAUUCGCGGGGACAAGUGUUCGCCAUGGGGCCUCGUUCCGGUGGUCUGCGGCCUCUUUGCGGUGGGCAUCCUGCUGCUCGCGCACGCCGGGGGCUGAGGCGCGAUCGCCAGUAAUUAGCACUCUCAAGCUGCCGGGCUCCGUGGGCGUCUGCCCUGGUCGAGGUCUUGGGUGGGAGGGGUCGCUCUCAAGGAAGACGGCCCCCCCCCCCGGAUACCCACAUGGCCCUUCUUAUGAGAGUAAACGGCCGCCCCCUCGGCGCCCCCCGCCCCGGGGAGCUCUGAGACGACCUUCCCGGGGCUGACCGCUGCUGAUGGCCCCGGGUCCCGCGGCGGGGAGGAGACAUCGCCAGGCUCGAAAGGCCGACCCUUCGGAGUUCCUCCCGCACGACGGGCGAGGGCGCUCGUGCGCGCGGGAACGCGGCGAGCCUGCGCCCGAGCGCAGCGCCCGAUGAGGCUCGGCGCCCGCGAGGGCGGAAGGUGCCCUCCCACGCCUGCGCCUCGCCCCAACGAGCGCCCAGGCGCAUCCCGGCCACGGCACGACGUCAGGGCUCCUGCCGCUGGCAGCGGCAGCGGGCACCGGGGCGCUUUGCGCAUCCUCCAUCCUCCUCCUCCAUCCUUCUCCUCCUCCUCCUCCUCCUCCU